This is a messenger RNA of Branchiostoma belcheri (Belcher's lancelet), 4660 nucleotides long. Its product is annotated as cGMP-specific 3',5'-cyclic phosphodiesterase-like. NCBI's taxonomy places the organism in Eukaryota, Metazoa, Chordata, Leptocardii, Amphioxiformes, Branchiostomatidae. The record is from RefSeq and is a predicted model, not a curated record. Bases 1049 to 4117 code for a protein of 1022 amino acids. Gene Ontology annotation, biological process: signal transduction. Gene Ontology annotation, molecular function: protein binding; 3',5'-cyclic-nucleotide phosphodiesterase activity. The transcript is spliced from 23 exons.
UUGACCUCAAGCGUUGGCAACCCCCCGGAAACAACAUGUAUUUUUACAAGGCGGAUAUUUUGGCGAGCGUCCACCGACAUGCCUGUCUUUAGAGAUAAACAUACGUCUACAUUUUUGAUCACCAAUGACCGUGACCCUGUGAUAGAACCCCACUCCCCACCCCCUGAUCCAACAAUGAACCACCCCCAGUACACCUCUCACUCUGCGCUGGAUUGUUGUUAGAAGCCACACUCAGAAAAAGCUUGUCCUUGUUCUCAUUAUUCACGUCCUUCAUGAUUCAAUCGACAGCGUGGCUCCUGUGAUUAGAUUUUGUGACCGGUGAUGUAAAGGUUUUAAUUUGUUCCUCUGGGUAACGUUGCUCCGUGUUUCUGAGGUAAACAAUAUCGGACUGGGAAGCCGCCCGGAAUCAAAUUAAGAUUUUCUCACCCCCGGAACACGCGCAACCGUGCCUGGAUGUUUCAGACUGAGGGCUGAACGGACGUGCUUUCUGCCUGAACCUGAUCUGCCAUGAAGCCAGGAGGCUUGUAGAGGUGAGCUACUCAUAGUGGACUAUUGUACGGUUGAUUAGAGAGGCCUAUGUGAGCAGUCUUCAGUCGUCGAGGGGGCAUUCCGUUGUUGUGUUCGUGUUUGUUGGCGGGGCCCGUGUUCGCUACUGGGUGUUCGCGCCCAGCGGAGUCCACCUGACUCAACAGGUAUACUCAUACAGAAUCACCGUCGGGGCAAUUCACGAAAACUAACAAUUAGUCGCGCUCACAAGUGGAGUAAAACGUGACGGAGACAAUGCUGUUUACGGACGAUAUCGCUGGACGCCUUGCAUGGGUAAACUGUGUGUGGUUGUGAGUCGAGUGCACCGCCAGACCAGGCCCAAUCACGAUGCAUGUCUCAACCCUGCCUACAAUCGAUCACGGAGCAAUAUUUCGUGUUGCAGACCGCUGACAGGUAGUCGAAGCGUCUUCUUUGACAGAGACCAUCUGUGUACGUCCGUCAAAACGGACCAGUUGUACAGUGAGCAGCGCUGGUAGGUCUCGCAGACGGACACACAGCGGCCAUGGCGGCUGAGGAGGACGGGGGGAUCAGUCGCGAGGCCGUGCUGAAUUACCUGGACUCGCACCCGGAAUUUGCCGGGGAGUAUGUCGCGCGGGAGCGGGCUGCGCAGGGACGGGAGGGAGCUCCGGGCUCCGGCCUGGCCAACCACUGGCAGGCUCAACAGCUGCUGUCCCGCCGGAGGGGCUCCCGACACUUCGACCACCACCCGGAGACCGCCCCCGGCGUGUCCAUCUUCUUCCCGCGGCGGCCCCUCUCUCCCGCGCGGCGGUACAACUUGAGGAAACGAUCUCCCAGGAAACAGCCGUCGCGAGAGAAACUCUCCAAACUGAACGAGCUGGAUCUGAUGCUGGAACUGAUCAGGGACAUUGCCAAUGAGCUGGACAUGACCAACCUGUGCCACAAGAUCCUGACCCAUGUCGGGAUCCUGACCAACGCCGACAGGUGCAGCCUGUUCCUGGUGAAGGGUAGCAGAGACAACAAGUACCUGGUGUCUCGGUUGUUCGACGUGACGCCGGACUCGUCGGUGGAGCAGGCGCUCCACGCCACCGGCGCACAGGAGAUCCGCGUCCCGUUCGGCUGCGGCAUCGUCGGGCACGUGGCCAAGACCAAGGAAACUGUCAACAUCAGAAAUGCUUACGAAGACCCCCGGUUUAACCGCGCGGUGGACCAGCGGACAGGGUACCACACCCACUCCAUCCUGGCCAUGCCCAUCUGCAGUGCUGAUGACGAGGUGUUGGGCGUGGCGCAGAUCAUCAACAAGGCCACCGGAGGUCACGAGUUCACCGACAAGGACGAGGAGGUGUUUAGGAACUACCUGACGUUCUGUGGCAUCAGCAUCGCGAACGCGCAGAUGUUCGAGAUGUCCAUCACGGAGUACAAGCGUAAUCAGAUCCUCCUCCAGUUGGCGCGAAACAUCUUUGAGGAGCAGACGUCGGUGGACAAGGUGGUGCACAAGAUCAUGAAGGACGCGCAGGACCUGCUGAAGUGCGAGCGGUGCUCCGUCUUCCUCACAGAAGACCUUCAUGAUGAGCAGGACCUCAGUGCACACCUCAGUACUGAACCCCCUCGACCGGAUAAUCCCAAAACCUCCCUCCAGGGUGUGGAGUUCUCCAAAAUCUUUGAUCUGGUCUCAGGUAGUAAUGAGGACAAUGGCGUCCAGUCCCCCAGUGCCUCCACGGUGGCCUGGCUACUGGAGAGCGGACUGGCUAAGCACGUGGCAUCCACUGGUGAGGUUUUGAAUCUACAGAACACUAGAGAGGAUUCACGAUUCAAAUUUACGGAAGAAGCAGGGACGGGGUUCCGCAUCACGAGCGCCCUCUGUCUACCGAUCUACAACAGAGAGAGGAAGAUCAUCGGUGUGGCGCAGCUUCUGAACAAGCACAACAACGAGCUGUUUGACGAAAACGACGAGGGCAUGUUCGAGGCGUUUGCUAUCUUCUGUGGCCUGGGCAUCCAUCACACCCAGAUGUACGAGAACGUCUGCAGGCUCAUGUCCAAACAGAAGGUGGCGCUGGAAGUGUUGUCCUAUCAUGCAACCGCACGGGAGGAGGAUGUGGGAAAACUGCUGAGUACUGUUUCACAGCCAGCACAGUUGCCUGCAGCCACGAAGAUAGGACUGUACGACUUCCGCUUCAAUGACUUCGUCAUGAGCGAGGAUGAGACGGUCCAGGGCGCAGUCCGCCUCUUCCUGGAAUGCGACUGCGUUAAUAAGUUUCGCGUGCCUUAUGACGUGCUGUGCAGGUGGGUUUUGAGCGUGAAGAAGAACUACCGGCCGGUGACGUACCACAACUGGCGCCACGCCUUUAACGUCACGCAAACCAUGUUCGUCAUUCUGAAGACGGCUCCGUUUUCGUCCAUGUUUUCAGACGUGGAGACUUUCGCCAUGAUGACAGCGAGUCUGUGUCAUGACCUGGACCACAGGGGGACCAACAAUGCCUUCCAGUCCAAAAUCGAGUCUCCCCUGGCUCGGCUGUACAGCACGUCCACCAUGGAACAUCACCACUUCGACCACAGCAUCAUGAUCAUGAACAGCGAGGGCAACAACAUUUUUCAGUCUCUAUCGGACGAAGACUACAGAGAGGCCCUCUCUAUCCUAGAAGACAGCAUUCUAUCAACUGAUCUGGCGCUCUAUUUCAAAAAGCGGGGGUCCUUCAUCAGCAGGGCACAGGGUGGUGUCACUGACUGGACUGUGGAGGACAACAAAAGUCUCUUGAGAGCCAUGAUGAUGACUGCAUGUGACGUGUCUGCCAUCUGUAAGCCAUGGGAGGUGCAGAAAAAGGUUGCAGAGCUGGUGUACAGCGAGUUUUUCCAACAGGGAGACAUUGAGAGGACCAAACUACAUCAGAAGCCUAUUGACAUCAUGGACAGGGAAAAGAAGGAUGAACUACCAAAGAUGCAAGUGGGGUUCAUUGACAGCAUAUGUAUGCCACUGUACAAGGUGAUGGCAGAGAAGUGGCCCAGUCUGUACCCCCUGUAUGAAGGGUGCAGGUCCAACAGAGACCACUGGCAGGCUCUGGCACAGCAGAAGGCUACCAUCGUCCUACCAGAACAGACUGAUACCACGUCCACGGCAAAACGUCUAGCAUCUACAUCCAGCAUAGAAGACGACUACUCAGAAACAAGUACAGCAGACAAUCCAAUUGAAAUACACACUUCUGAUAUCAAUUUGACUGGGAACUUAGCUGUAUCAAGCAGAGAAUGCUCUGCUACAGACACUGUGGAGAAGUCUGCAGAAUUUACCUCCGAAAAAACACCUUUAGAACACCUUACUUUAGCUAGCAAUCCAAAAGUGGCCCAGGACACUGACAUCCAAAGAUUCUGUGAGGAAAGAAGGAAUGAGAUCAGCUGGAAAAGAUACAAUCCACCAGAUUCUAAAGGACAGAAAAUAGUCCAGGAAGCCACUCUGAAGUCUCGACAGGCCCAUGAAGAAAUCGUUGUACAUCGACAGAGGAAAACCUCCCAGCCUCAACAGCUGUGUAAAAAGAUCAGUAGAAUCAGUCUGCACUGUACAGAUCUGGAGGAGGUGCCCAGGGAACAUAUUCACAACAGUAGGGUCUGUGCUAUUCUGUGACUGCUGUGGAACUAAAAUCAUUGUCUUGUGUUAAAAGUGGAAAAAGGAUCAAUGAUAGCACCUUUGAGUUGCUAGUUACCAUGUAGCAAUAUUGUUUGUGACAAGCAACACCAGUAUAAUUAUCACAGUACAAAUCUCCCAAAAUUGUGUACUCCAAGUCCAACAACUAUUUCCUGGACUGCAUACCUGUUUCUAUGGCCAAGUGUGUCAGACCCACAGUACCAUCUAUCUAUCUAUCUGUGACAACCAAGUACUAUUCCCAUGACCUGGACUAUAACUAGUAACAGGCCCAGGUCACAUUCACUGUACGAUCAUUGUACAAUCACAAACUAAGACGCAUGUGUACAUACAGGGUAAAAGUCUGUCAUGGAUCCUUGUUAGCAGAUAGUUUUGUCAUAGCCUGCUUGAAAAUCCUAAGAUAUAAAAAUCAUACAACAGUCUAUGACGAAUGUGACCACAUCAUUAUAGUGCAUUCCUGGGGAAUUUUGGGGGGUACUAGUCUCUGAUCAGGUAUUGCUUAACACUGGUGGUAACCGGCCUCUC